Phaedon cochleariae (mustard beetle) is the source of this 360-nucleotide messenger RNA. The record is from the annotation of a GenBank genome assembly. Lineage: Eukaryota; Metazoa; Arthropoda; Insecta; Coleoptera; Chrysomelidae.
AUGUACCAUGGCACGGAAUCAGAUUUAUUACGAUGCUUCGACAAAUACAUAACAGUUGAGAGUAGACCAACCGAUGUUGAUGCUGUAUUGAUUGAUGGUGCUGCAUUAGUACAUAUACUACAACCCAAGGCUUGCUGUACUUUUCAGGAAUAUAUCUCUCUUAUUGUAAAGCCUUAUAUUCUAAGAAUUUUAGAUAUCUCUAAGAGGAUUGAUGUAAUCUGGGAUUUUCAUAUUGAUAAGAGCUUGAAGGCAAGUACAAGAGAAAAGAGGGGAGAAGGGAACAGGAAAUUGGUGAGAGAAAACACCAGCAUUCCACGAAAUUGGAAUGACUUCUUGAGAGACUCAGAAAAUAAGAAAUAA